This is a messenger RNA of Quercus lobata, 5074 nucleotides long. RefSeq names its product probable starch synthase 4, chloroplastic/amyloplastic. The coding region runs from base 79 to 4500 and encodes 1473 amino acids. Gene Ontology annotation, biological process: transmembrane transport. The record is from RefSeq and is a predicted model, not a curated record. Gene Ontology annotation, molecular function: transmembrane transporter activity; RNA-DNA hybrid ribonuclease activity; nucleic acid binding. Lineage: Eukaryota; Viridiplantae; Streptophyta; Magnoliopsida; Fagales; Fagaceae. The transcript is spliced from 20 exons. Gene Ontology annotation, cellular component: membrane.
CAUAGCUUCUUUCCCCAACGAUUCCUUUUGCUCUUCUCUCAACCCCAGCUGCACUGUCGCCGACGCCACUGCCCACUCAUGGAGGCCAUAGUUCGGGAUGAUCAGGUCCUCGAGGUCGUGGAGGCCAUAGUGUUGGAGGUUGUGGAGGCCGUAGUUCGAGAUGACUACGUGUUGGAGGUUGUGGAGGCCAUAGUUCGGGAUGACUAUGUCCUGGAGGCUAUGGAGGCCCUAGUUUACGACGACUACGUCUUAGAGGCGGUGGAGGCCGUAGUUCGAGAUGGCUAUGUGUUGGAGGCUGUGGAGGCAGUAGUUCGAGAUGACUACAUGUUGGAGGCUGUGGAGGCCGUAGUUCGGGAUGACUACAUCAUGGAGGCUGUGGAGGCCGUAGUUCGAGACGACUACAUGUUGGAGGCCAUGUCAGAGGCUGUGGAGGCUGUAGUUCAGGACGACUAUGUGCUAGACCAGGUGCUGGAGGCCAUAGAGGCCGUAGUUCGAGAUGACCAGGUGCUGGAGGAGAUAGAUCAAGAUGAUCAGCUCAUGGAGGCCAUAGUUCGAGAUGAUCAGGUCCUGGAGGCCGUGGAGGCCAUAGUGUUGGAGGCUGUGGAGGCCGUAGUUCGAGACGACUAUGUCCUGGAGGCUAUGGAGGCCGUAGUUUGCGACGACUACAUCUUGGAGGCGGUGGAGGCCGUAGUUCGAGAUGACUACGUGUUGGAGGCUGUGGAGGCUGUAGUUCGAGACGACUACAUGUUGGAGGCCAUGUCAGAGGCCGUGGAGACUGUAGUUCAGGACGAUUAUGUGCCAGACCAGGUGCUGGAGGCCAUAGAGGCUGUAGUUCGAGAUGACCAGGUGCUGGAGGAGAUAGAUCAAGAUGAUCAGGGUCCACAGCCAACUGAAGCAUCUGCUACUCCACAACCAUCAGAAAUUAGUAGCCUUCCACAACAAUCACCUGAAGUCAGUACACAAACUCCAAGUCAAUUGGGUGAUACCUCCCUAGUGGCUUCCCGAAGACUAUUAUUUGGGUGUAAUUGGUGGCAAUGCCAGUUAGUUGUCCUGUCAUGUCUUGGAGGUGUAGCAGCUGGAUUUGCCCUAGGAAAUGGAGGUGGUAUCGUGAUUAUGGACCCGUUCUUUAAGGUGUUCUUCCAUAAACUCAACUACAAAAUGAUGAAGAAGAGGGUGGAUAACUACUGUGCGUAUUAUAAUAGUUUGAUAGAAGGCUACCUCUCAUCUAUCUUCUGCUCAGCUGCCGUUGUAGCCAUACCAUCGUUCUUCAUCUGCACAAAGUUGGGAAGAAGAUGGCCUUUGCUGUUGGGCUUUAGUUCAUUAUUCCUGGGAUCUGCCAUGAGCUCUUCAACAACAUCUCUUUCGAUUCUUUUUAUUGGAAGAAUUGUCACUGGCAUAGGGAUUGGAAUCAUGUCUCAGGUUGUUCCACUCUAUAUUUCAGAGUCUGCUUCAACUGAUUUUGCAGAUAAGUUGAAAUUAAUACAUAGACAUUCAUAUGGGUUGGGAACUGCUUUAGGAUUAACAGCAAAUUUUAAAAUGGCAGAUUUUGAGUGGGGUUGGAGGAUUUGUUUUGUGAUUCCUGGAGUAUUGGCUAUUCCACCCCUUUUGAUUUCCUUUUUUGCUCAUGACACCCCAAUGUAUUAUAUAGGGAUGAACAAAGUUAGCAAAGCAAGAAGAGAAUUUACAAGAAUUAGGGGUGAUGAUUUUGAUUUUGAGUUUGAACAAAUGAAGGAGGAGAGUCAGGGAGUUUGGAGUUUGUUGAAGGAUGUCUUUAGUCAUCAAUGUCGCCCAUAUUUGAUUAUUAGUUGUGUCAGGGAGAUAUGUCUACAGUUUUCAGGGAUGUUUGCCCUCAAUUUCUUCUUGCCAACUUUUCUAAUGGAUCUUCAUAUCCCCACAGAUGAAUCUUACAUGGCACCGAUGGUUAUUGAAUAUGUGAACGUGGCAACGGGCAUCUUAGGUUCCUGGUUUGUCACUAGGUUUAGGCGACGACGGCCAUUGAUGGUGAUUUCAUCGUUCGCGAUGUUCUGUGGACUCCUUGCCAUUUCUGUUUUGCUAAUACAUGGCCACUAUGCUGUAUUGUAUCCUCCACAUACUGAAGCAUAUAGAUUUUUUGGAUUCCUCCUCCUUUACUCAGUUGGAUAUGGAGUGGCUUCAUCAAAAUGGACUGAAGUUGAUUUCCCAAGGAGAGCUAGUUCAGCUGCUGACCCUAUGAUGAUGACCAUAAGUUUGUUGAAGAUAUAUGGCACCAAGGAGAGUAAAUGUUUAAGAUUGUUAGAAUCUUCCCUAAAAGACUUGGAGUCUAAACUUUCUGCUUCUCAGGAAGAUGUUUCCAAACUUUCUUCUCUAAAAGUUGAAUACAAGUACUUGUGGGAGAAGGUGGAGAAUUUACAAGAAUUGCUACAUAAGGCAACCAAACCAGCAGAUCAAGCUAUUACAGUGUUGCAGCAAAAUCAGGAGCUUCGAAAGAAGGUUGAUAAAUUGGAAGAAUCCCUUGAAGAAGUUAAUGUCUAUAAGCUCUCGUCAGAAAAUUUGCAACAAUAUAAUGAAUUAAUGCAACAAAAGAUCAAGCUUUUGGAGGAUCGUCUUCAAAAGUCUGAUGAAGAGAUACAUUCUUACGUUCAAUUAUAUCAAGAAUCAGUGAAGGAAUUUCAAGAAACACUUAAUAAUCUGAAAGAAGAAAGCAAGAAGAGGGCACUAGAUGAACCUGUGGAUGACAUGCCUUCAGAAUUUUGGAUUCGUUUAUUGCUCAUAAUUGAUGGUUGGUUGCUUGAGAAAAAAAUAUCAACCCAUGAUGCAAAGUUGUUGAGAGAAAUGGUUUGGAAGAAAGAUGGACAAAUUUGUGAUGCAUACAUGGCAUGCAAGGAAAAGAAUGAACGUGAGGCUGUAACUACAUUUCUCAGGCUGACAUCAUCACCAACAUGUCCAGGAUUAUAUGUAAUUCAUAUCGCAGCAGAGAUGGCACCAGUUACUAAGGUUGGUGGUUUGGGGGAUGUUGUAGCUGGUCUUGGUAAAGCUUUGCAAAAAAGAGGACACCUUGUGGAAAUUGUUCUUCCAAAAUAUGAUUGCAUGCAAUAUGAUCUUAUUCGUGACUUAAGGGUCCUGGAUGUGGUGGUAGAGUCAUACUUUGAUGGCCAACUAUUCAAAAAUAAAAUCUGGGUUGGCACAGUUGAAGGUCUUCCUGUUUAUUUUAUUGAACCUCAUCAUCCUAACAAAUUCUUCUGGAGAGGAGAAUUUUAUGGCGAGCAUGAUGAUUUCAAACGUUUUUCAUUUUUUAGCUGUGCGGCACUUGAGUUGCUUCUUCAAGCUGGCAAGAAACCAGACAUAAUACAUUGCCAUGAUUGGCAGACAGCUUUUGUUGCACCAAUUUUCUGGGAUUUAUAUGCCCCUAAAGGAUUGAAUUCAGCUAGAAUAUGUUUCACAUGCCACAACUUUGAGUACCAAGGGACUGCUCCUGCUGCAGAAUUGGCAUCUUGUGGUCUUGAUGACCAUCAGCUAAACAGACCAGAUAGAAUGCAGGACAACUCUGCACAUGACAGGGUCAAUCCUGUUAAGGGUGGAGUUGUUUUUUCUAAUAUUGUGACGACUUUGAGGAACCAAGUUCUUUUUGAAAAUCUCCCCCUAAGUAUUGAUGACUUAUCUUCUAGAAUUGGGAGGCUCCUUGCUGAAUUCAAAAAUUCCAGAUCUGCUGAGGUGGUUCCUGUGGGACCUACGGAGCGGCUUCUUGCUUGGUCACCUCCUAGGAGAUUCUCGAUUAAAAUUAAUGUGGAUACUGCAAUUGGGCCAAAAUUUUCUACUGUUGCUGCAGUGGCAAGGGAUUGGAGAGGAAAGUUGGUCUUUGCUUGCUCUCAAAAGGUGAAUACCACCUUCCCUCUUCAAGCUGAAGCUGAAGCAGUGAAAUGGGCUUUGUUGUUGGCAGCCAAAUUGGAAGUUGAGGGUAUUUAUAUUGAGAUUGACUCAAAGAUCUGUUGUGAUGCUCUUAUUAAUCCUAGUCAAGCUUCCCCUUGGAGGAUUAGGUCCAUAGUUAUGGAGAUGCAGAGGGAAUUUGAGGGUAUCGCACACCAGUUUCAGAAUCAUGAUGACAUUCGAUUGAUAUUGAAGUAUGACGAAUCUCUUUCCCAUUCCAUAUACGCAGCAUCUGACAUGCUCAUCAUCCCGUCCAUCUUUGAGCCAUGUGGCCUUACACAGUUGAUAGCCAUGAGAUAUGGCUCUGUACCAAUUACAAGAAAAACCGGCGGUCUGAAUGACAGCGUUUUCAACAUUGAUGAUGAUACUGUACCUCUCCUGUUCCGGAACGGAUUUACCUUUUUAAAUCCUGAUGAACAGAGUGUAAACAAUGCUUUGGAACGUGCGUUUAACCUCUACAAGAAUAACCCUGAGAAAUGGCAGCAGCUUGUUCAAAAUGACAUGAUUAUAGAUUUUAGUUGGGAGUCAUCAGCAGCACACUAUGAGGAAAUUUACGCAAAGUCUGUGGCCAGAGCAAGGGCCGCAAACCGGCCUUAAGCUUGUUUGAUGAUGAUGAUUCACUUCUCUCUUGGCAAAAACAGCCUUCUCCACGCAAGCUUGCCUGGAGGAACAUUAUCAGGUUUUUUCUAUAUAAAAGUGUAGCUGAGAUUGGAACACACUUAAUUUAUGGGUGUUGUACGGUGUAUCUAUAUAAAGUUCAAGCUGAGAUUGGAAUGCUUGAUUUAUAGAUGUUCUAAGUGGGAAGCCUGGCUAACAAUCUGACGUACAGCAUGAGAGAUUAAAUAGUUUUUUUUUUUUUUUAUGAAGACUCCAGCUGCAUUGGUGGAUUUGAUAUUCCUUUGACCUUCACGGCUUCACCUAACUUCUUGUUGCAUUGGAUACAUUUUUCAUUUUAUCAUGAAAGCAAUCAAUGUAUAUUAAAUAUUAUCACAUUGUUUUAGAUCGAAGUUUAAUGUAUACCUUCUCUCCUACACAAGGCAAAUGUGCCUCUUCUUUCAUACUUCCAUUGUAAUACAACAUUAUUCAAUGUACAACAUAAUGAACUGAUGUUCGAGUGUAUCUACUCAAAACAUAAAUGAUUUUGGAAAUAAGUACUAAAAAUUAUAGUGAA